CGCUCUCUCCAGUGCCGUUGUGGUUCCCGGUCGCGCACAGCGCACGUCCGACCUGCACGCGAGCCGAACGUUUACCGCCGACACAGGACGCCGGCACCGGACACAGGACACCGACACCGACGACGACGGCGCUCGCACGGGGGAAAAAACGACUGCGGUGGCGGCGGGCGAGGAGCGGUGAGUUCCACGCAAAAAUGGAAGUCGAUUACAUUUGGGGAACUUCGUCGAAUAACGUGCCGGUCCAAAAACUGGAGCAACACUUUCGCGAAAAGUUCCAAUCGUGUCAGCCGGAGUAUUACGUCAAAGUUCCCGGCAGGGUCAAUCUGAUCGGCGAACACGUGGACUACUGCGGUUACUCCGUGUUCCCGAUGGCCAUCGACCAAUGCAUCGUGGUGGCAGCCAAGAGGACCAACGACCGGCAAACCGUCCGGUUGACCAAUCUGAAUUCGGAUCGAUACGAAAAUGUGUCUCAGAACAUAGCCGACAUAAGCGCGGAUUCACUCGGCAAGAGCCCGUGCUGGUCAAAUUAUUUCCUGUGCGGCGUGAAAGGAGCUCGAGAGUACAUAAACGAAAGUCAAUUGAAAGCCGUGGAAAACAUCGGAUUUUUCUUCGCGGUUACCGGUAACAUACCUGAGAGCUCGGGGCUUAGCAGUUCGAGUGCUCUGGUAACGGCAGCAGCGAUGGCAACCCUGGUCGGAUACGGAGUUCAGAUCGAUAGGCUCCAGUUGGCUGAAAUCAGCGCUAAGUGCGAACGGUACAUCGGCACGGCGGGCGGCGGUAUGGACCAAGCAAUAGCUGUGAACGCUAAACAAGGUUACGCGGCUCGCAUUUCCUUUCAUCCGCUGGCCGUCAAACAGUACCGUCUGCCGAGCAACACCAAGUUCAUUGUGGCCCAGAGCCUGGCCGUCAAAAAUAAGGCGGCGUCGAACGAUUUCAACACGAGAGUGGUGGAAUGUAGGCUAGCCUCUCAGGUAAUCGCAAAACGUUUAGGCUUCGAUUGGAAACAGAUGACCGUGUUGGCGGCACUCCAAAAGCGUUCGGGCAGCUCGCACGAUCAGAUGAUCGAAUUGGUCCACCGGCAUUUACACGUCGACGGGUACACGAAAAAGGAGGUGUGCGAAAUCCUUUCCGUGUCCGAGGACGAGCUCAACAAACUCAGUUUGACGCCCAACACGAUGAACGUUACCGAAUUCUUCCUGCACCAAAGAGCAUUGCACGUGUUCGAAGAAGCCAAACGGACGGAGAGGUUCUGCGAGCUGUGCGAAAACUCCGGCACGGCGUCCGAACUCGGCCGGCUAAUGAACGACAGCCAUUCGUCCCUGCGAGACCUGUACCAGUGCAGUCAUCCGGACCUGGAGCAGUUGAUCGAGAUUUGCAAACGCGGAGGCGCGUACGGAUGCAAGCUCACCGGUGCCGGCUGGGGAGGAUGUGUCGUGGUCAUGGUGUCCUCGGAGGGCGCCGACGACUUCGUGAAGUUUGUGAAAGACGAGUUUUACGCGAAGAGAACGACCUGCGGCAAAAGCGUCGACCAACUGAUUUUCGCCACCAACCCGUCGGAAGGCGCUUGCAUGUACGCGACGCCUUCGUCUGACCAUAUCGGCGAGACACCCAACCUACCGGCCCUGGGGCACUUCUAAACGACAAAAAUACCCGGACAUUAUAAAAAUUACAACUAUUAUAACAUUUUCGUACGACGACGCAUUAUCAUUAUGUCCGCGUAACGUUAUCAUGUAAAAUUAUAUACUUAGGUGCACAAACACAUGGCUGUAAGCAAUUAUAUUUACUAUCGAUUAUGUACAUGGGAUAUGUCCAACUAGGGUAUUGAUAUAUUGUAUUCGAUCCGCUGAUAAUAUUAAUGUUAACUUUUUCGAUGGACUGGCGUGUACGAAAUAAAAUCGCUCAUUCGCAUUUAACGUGUCACCAGUGUACAUACCGAAUACGUUUUCAUCAUACGAUUGCGUAACAAUAUCGUAACGUAUACAUGAGUAUUUAAAUAGAGCAGUUCAAUUAUUCGUGUGAUGAACAAACCGCACAUUCGGAUGAUGGUUGAAAUGAUGAAUGUUUUUUUACGAAAGUUUCUCCGUUAAAAAUAGGUGUCCGUUACGUUGGAAAACAAACAUUUUUAGAAUUAAAAACAAAUUCCAUAAACGUAAAAUAUUAUAAAAAUGCUAUUAAAUUACUAAAAAUUAUAUGUAUAAUAAAUUGGGGUGUAGUUAUUACGACACGGUAAUGUCAGUUUAAAAUAAGAAUGUUUAAUUAGAUUUCAAACGAAAAAAAUACUGUAAAUGUUUACAA
This is a messenger RNA of Sipha flava (yellow sugarcane aphid), 2295 nucleotides long. RefSeq names its product N-acetylgalactosamine kinase (gene Galk). Gene Ontology annotation, molecular function: ATP binding; galactokinase activity. Gene Ontology annotation, biological process: carbohydrate phosphorylation; galactose metabolic process. The record is from RefSeq and is a predicted model, not a curated record. Lineage: Eukaryota; Metazoa; Arthropoda; Insecta; Hemiptera; Aphididae. Gene Ontology annotation, cellular component: cytoplasm; cytosol.